AUCAGGUAGGUUCGCAGUAGAUCUCAAGAUCUCUUCAGUCGUAACUGAGACUAGCACGUGUAAAGAUCGAAAAGCGUGAAGACCGUGAACGCCUGUAGUUCGCCAUUUUCGUAAAUCGCGUGUGAUACUUAAUUACGUGUGACGCUUAAUCGCGCGUGAUAUAUAUUUAUACGUCUCAUUAUUAAUUCAUUUAUUACAAAUCGAUAAUAUAAGUAAUAAUACGAGUGAACAAUGAAAAAUAAGAAAAUGUCGCAGACCAUUCCGCCUUCCACUUCAAUAUCCACGCGCUAUAAUUGCCAAUAUUGUUCAUACGGCACCAAUAGGCGUGAUUUAUUGAUGCGCCAUGAAAUGAUACAUCGGGAGGACAAACCCUUCUGGUGCCAUGAAUGUGAGAAGUUCUUCAGUCGUGCUGACCACGUGAAGAAGCAUGUUGCUCGCAUGCACCGUGGGAGCACUUACGAUCCCACAAGAAUAAGAAGACUUCUGGAGCCGGCCACACAUAAUCAGAUUGAGGCACUGGGGCCUAGCAAUAGCUUAAACGACCCACAGCAGCGACAAAGCGUUGAUUAUCAGCCUUUCACUGACACCAGGGCAUAUCAUUUACAACCAACUCCGGGAACGAGAAACGAAAUGUAUCAAGCGCCCACUAUGCAAAAUAUUGCUAGCGGGAUUUCGUUGUUCGAACCAGGUAGCACCAGAAGGGGGCAGUACAGUGGAGGUCACAAUGACAGUCACACGAAAAAUAAUUCAAAGACCGAACGAAGUUCUGUUGUUGGAGACUGUACGCCACCUGAGCCGCCCGUUUUUCCAGCUCUAGCCCAACCAAUAGCGCAACCUUGCUCCAGCGCCGAGGUACAAGCGACAAAUAUUUAUCUCAGCUUACUUGAGUACCUUCAAAUAUCAUGGAGGCAAUAUCAAUUGAUAAGGGAGAUUCAACGAAUGCUGCACAACACGGGGAUUUUGCCAGAUAAUACGCAAAAUGAAGAAUCGCAGGAUUCAGGGUUGCAAGAGCCAAUCGGUACCUAUAUGACACACACCGCUCCAAUUCAACGUCUACAUGGUCAAAACUAUGAAACCGAGACGCAAGAACGAACAAGACGACGGAAGCAACUACACUCGAAGAAAGUGGUGCGCUGUGAACUCUCGGAAUCGAAUGGUUCAAUUGAAAAUUGGUUGUGCACUGUGGACUCAUCCAAUUCACCGCCACCUGUGGCCACCGAAAUUGGUACAUUCAAAGCGAAGGUAAACUUUAAGACAAACAAUGUACAGUCGAGAAAAGUGUCAUUGAGAUUGUUCCGAUACAUUCUGUGCCAGAGACAUGGCCACGCGAGGUACAGUCUACGAAGGUUAUACAUUGUAUCACAUUCGCUUUGUUGUUAUUACACAAACUGUGGCGUCACAGAUGUCGAGUGAAAUCGAAACAAAAUCCUGCGUCCACUCUAAUCAUGUCAUCGUUUCUCUCUUUGAUCACACUGAAGGCUAUUUUCGUUGCCAGGCUGAAUUACAAUUAUUACAGAUAAUAUUGUCCAAGCGCUGGUAUCUUGACUUUGCGAAUCGAGUUUGUCGAUCAUAAUUUUUUCACGAAAUAUAUUCUUUCCUAACUUAUAGACUUAUGUUCUGUCGAUAUUUUUUAUUUAUGGAUCGACAUGUUGUUCGCUAAUUCCGUCCGUUUACUUUAUGCAACAACUGCUUCAACAAUUGUUGACGUGAAGAUGAAUUUCAUACCUCCGAAAGAUGUUUAUACCUGUGAUGAGGAAAACUUUGUAAGAUAUUUUUCUUCGUAAGAUUAUAAGGUAGAUCGAUUCGUAUUUUCUCAUUAUGCGAUAUGUGUAACACGUUCGUUACUUGCGCAUAUUCUCAUAAGAGAUAAGCGUCACAAAAGAAAGCGAUCAUUUUUCUUUCAAUGUCUACAUAAAUGAAAUAUAAAUUUAUUUUACACAAUUGCAUAAAAAAUACAUAAACUGGACUGUAAAGAAGAUUUUCCAAAUGAAGUAGCGAACGUGACGAACUAGUAGAUAACUUAAUAGAAAAUAUGAAAAAUAAAUAUAUUUAUUAUUUAAUUUUACUCUACUUUUAAAUUUAAUUUCUUUAAUGUCUUGAUGGAAUUUAUAUUUGAAAUCGUGUAAGGUUUAACGAUGUAAUCAGUGUGAGAAACAAGAAGAGUGGUUUUAGCGAACAUGGAACAAAAAUGAUAACACAGUAAAAACGGAUGCGAUGGAAGUAAAGAUAAUCAACAGAAAAUUACUGAAAUAUUUCAAUUGAUUAGUCAUCGGCUUUCGAUCGCCGUGUUCUUGCAUACAUCGCAUGAAUUCUAUCGUAACUGAAACACGCAGCUAUAUUUAUUAUUGUCGGGAUGAGAAUUGCAUGAAAUAUAUAAUAAACAUUUCUAUUUUGUGUCUUACUCUGCGUUACAAUUUAGAAAAAUAUCGUUUAAUGCAUUAACGAUAGAUAACAAGUUUACAGUUUGUCAGAAAGUUAAAUUCUAGUAAUUAUAACAGUCUUUCUUGAAUUGCAUCGCAUGAGCCAAAAACAAUAGCUGCUUACGUUUCAAUUACGAUAAAAUUCAGCAAAUACACUAUUCAAUCAAUUUACCUUCCAUGAGAUGGAAAGAAUCUAGAUUAGAAAGAAUCUAGUAACGAGGUUACUUGCAGGUAUUUCAAAUACCAAAGAUCGAAUUAGAUUUUUUGCAAUUUAUUGAUGUAUUGGACCAAUCAAAAAAUAUUAUUCGGCUAUCAUUUGAU
Harpegnathos saltator (Jerdon's jumping ant) is the source of this 2741-nucleotide messenger RNA. Its product is annotated as probable transcription factor TDA9. The transcript has 3 exons. Gene Ontology annotation, cellular component: nucleus. NCBI's taxonomy places the organism in Eukaryota, Metazoa, Arthropoda, Insecta, Hymenoptera, Formicidae. Gene Ontology annotation, biological process: positive regulation of transcription by RNA polymerase II. The coding region runs from base 232 to 1413 and encodes 393 amino acids. The record is from RefSeq and is a predicted model, not a curated record.